AUUUUGUGUCACGUGACGACAUUCGCUCGCUAAAAGAAUCAAGAUGGCGUUCCUGUCAAACUUUCCGAAGGCUGCUCUUCAAAUUCAGCUUAAAUCAGCUGGAGCUAGAUGCUUCAAUGCUUCAACCACAACACAGUCUUCAAAAUCCAAGAAGACCCUAGCCAAGCCCAAUGUGCGCAAUGUGGUGUUGGUGGAAGGGGUCCGUACUCCCUUCCUUAUGUCGGGCACAGACUAUAAGGACCUCAUGCCUCACAAUCUGGCAACCAAGACUCUGUCGGGUCUUAUCAAAAGGACAGGUGUUGAUAAAGAUGUCAUUGACUAUGUUGUGUAUGGAACUGUGAUUCAAGAAGUGAAGACAAGUAACAUUGCCAGAGAGGCCAUGCUGAGUGCUGGUUUCAAGGAUACAACUCCUGCCCAUACAGUCACACAGGCGUGUAUCUCUUCUAACCAGGCCAUCACUACAGCUAUUGGCCUGAUAGCGGCGGGUCAGUGCGAGGCAGUGGUGGCAGGCGGGGUGGAGUUCAUGUCAGACGUCCCGAUACGGCACAGUCGAAAGAUGAGGAAGAUCAUGCUUGACUCCAGCAAGGCCAAGACCACGGGCAAGAAACUGCAGCUACUGUGGAAGGCCAUGUCCCCGGCUGUCUGGACCCCUGAGUUGCCUGCUGUUGCUGAGUUCUCCACCAGUGAGACAAUGGGUCACUCUGCUGAUAGACUGUGCACAGCCUUUGGAAUUACCCGCCUGGCGCAGGAUGAGUUUGCCAUGCGGUCCCACAAGUUCGCAGCCGAUGCAAUCCAGGCUGGACUGCUCACAGACGUGCUGCCAUACAAAGUGCCAAAGGUGGCUGAGUACAUAACAAAGGACAAUGGAGUCCGGCCUUCCUCUCUUGAACAGAUGAGCAAACUGAAGCCAGCCUUCAUCAAGCCUUUCGGAACUAUCACAGCCGCCAAUGCUUCAUUCCUAACUGAUGGUGCCUCUGCCUGUCUGCUGAUGUCAGAAGAGAAGGCCCUCUCUCUGGGCCUCAAACCCAAGGCCUACCUCCGAGACUUUGUCUACGUCUCACAGGACCCCAAGGAUCAACUGCUGCUGGGACCAGCCUAUGCUACCCCCAAGGUGCUGGACAAGGCCGGACUCAGUCUGGCAGACAUUGAUGUCUUUGAGUACCAUGAAGCAUUCGCAGGACAGAUCCUUGCAAAUUUGACAGCUUUGGAAUCAGAUGAAUUUGCAAAGAAAUUCUUGGGAAAAUCUGCAAAAGUUGGAGCGCCAAAAAUGGACAAGUUUAAUCUAUGGGGAGGAUCUCUAUCGUUGGGUCAUCCGUUCGGAGCCACAGGUGUACGUCUGGUUACCACUGCAGCCAACAGGCUGAUCAAAGAGAAUGGGCAGUAUGCGCUGGUAGCAGCCUGCGCGGCAGGUGGCAUUGGUCAUGGCAUGAUAGUGGAACGUUACCCAUCAUCAAAGUGACCUGCAGGACCGCCCAUGGCAAUGCAAUGACUGUGAUGUUCAUGUACAAUGCUAAUGUAGUGGGACAGAACAACAUGAGAAUAUGUGUGAUAUGUUAAAGUUACAAAUCAUUCUUGUAUUGAAAACAGAAAUAAGUUAUUUAUGAAUUGUUAAGAACAAAUGGCAAGUUAAAUUUGUUGACAGUAUGAUUGAAAUUCUAACAGUUUUUUUUAAUAGUAGUGGUUCAUAAAAAAAAUUCUCAGAUUUAAUAACAAUCAGUCAGUAUUUUUUUAUAUUUUAUUGUUCUUUGGUCAUUGCAAACAUGAUUUGUUCAUUAGCCUCAUUCAUGUUUUAAUUACAUGGAUUAUUCAGUGGUUUGCACAUUUCCAUUUGCACGAUUUUCAUAUGUACAUGAACUGAUACUUGAGAAUGAAAUUACAUUAUUACAAUGCUUGUGCAGGGAUACUAACUGCAAUAUAGAGUAAAUAAGGAUGGUACACAAUUUAUUUUUUAUUGAUCUGUGAAGUACUUAGUGUUAUUUGCACAGUUUUUAUAAGUUUCUGGUGAUAGGAAAUACUAAGUGCAUAAAAACAUCCCGUUAAAAAACUGGAUGCUGGUUUGAAUUGUAUAUUAACUAUCAAAUGAAAGACAGACAUUUACCACUACUCAUUAUGCCACAUAUGGAACAUAAUCCCAAUACCUCUGUUUGUAUUUGUAUGAGUAUCCUUAAUUGUUUAUUAUAUUAAAUAUUAGAUUAUUAAUAUACCAGAUGAUGUAUUUGGCAAAUAACUGCAAGGUUCAGGAAAGCAUUUCUAUUUGAGAAUUUUGUGUCAUCAAUAUGUGAAAAAUGAUGUUUGUGGCGGUGGUUUGUACAUUAUAACUUAUUUGUUCUAUAUAUAUAAUAUGAACAUUUAUAAUGCUCUAUGUUCAUUGUGUUUUCCCAAACUUUUUUCAUAUUCAUUUAAGUUGUAAAUAUGUGUAUUGGACAAUGAAAUGCACAAUAAAAACAUGACCAAUA
This is a messenger RNA of Dreissena polymorpha, 2456 nucleotides long. RefSeq names its product trifunctional enzyme subunit beta, mitochondrial-like. The record is from RefSeq and is a predicted model, not a curated record. Gene Ontology annotation, biological process: fatty acid beta-oxidation. Lineage: Eukaryota; Metazoa; Mollusca; Bivalvia; Myida; Dreissenidae. Gene Ontology annotation, molecular function: acyltransferase activity, transferring groups other than amino-acyl groups. The transcript is spliced from 15 exons. The coding region runs from base 44 to 1459 and encodes 471 amino acids.